AUGGGGCUAAGAGUGGCCAGCCUUUUCAUACUCUGGCUGGCUCUUUCCUACGCCCAUGAAAUAAGAAAAGGAAGGACAAGAAACCACGGCCACUAUGUCUGCAGCACUUGGGGAAAUGACCAUUUCAAAACCUUUGACGGAGACAUCUACCAAUUCCCUGGCGUUUGCGAGUAUAAUUUUGUUUCUGACUGCAGCGAUUCUUACGCAGAGUUCUCUGUCCACAUCCAGCGUACUCUGAACAGCGAUAACCACCCUGAAAUCCAGUAUAUUCUGCUAAAAAUCAAGGAUAUCACGGUGUACCUCAAACCAAAACUGGUUGUGGUGGAUGGGCGAAUUGUGAAGACACCUUACUACAGCUCUGGUCUGCUCAUUGAGAGCAAUGACAUUUACACCAAAAUUUAUGCCAAAUUAGGCAUGGUUCUGAUGUGGAAUCAGCAGGAUGCACUGAUGGUGGAGCUGGACAACAAAUUUAAUAACCUAACCUGUGGCCUCUGUGGGGAUUACAAUGGAAUUCCAAUCUACAAUGAGUUUAUCAAGGGAGAUGCAAGCUACAAUUCAAUUACAUAUGGGAAUUUGCAGAAGAUCAGCAAACCCAAUGCCAAAUGUGAAGAUCCAGAUGAAACUCAGGCUCUUCCAAGCUGUAAUGAGCAUCGUGAUGAGUGUGAGAGGCUGCUGACUUCCUCUGCAUUUGCCGAUUGUCGGUUCCGUCUUAAUUUGGAAACGUACAUCCAAGCCUGCAUGCAGGACAAGUGUGCCUGUAAUGGCAAUGAGGACUCCUUCUGCAUCUGCAGCACCAUCUCUGAGUAUUCUCGCCAGUGUUCGCACGCCGGUGGCCGACCGGGUGAAUGGAGGACGCAGAACUUUUGCCCCAAGACCUGUCCUGAUACCAUGGUCUAUAGAGAAAGCAGCUCACCCUGCAUGGAUACUUGCUCACACUUGGACAUCAGCAGCCUUUGUGAGGAACACUACAUGGAUGGUUGUUUCUGCCCUGAAGGAACUGUGUAUGAUGAUAUUACUGAAAAAGGCUGCGUACCUGUUAGCCAAUGCUACUGCAAACUCCUUGGAAAGCAGUAUGCACCUGGAGAAAACAUUUCCAAUGAAUGUGAAGAAUGCACCUGUAAUUCAGGCAGAUGGACGUGCAAAGAUUUACCUUGUCCAGGCACAUGUUCAGUGGAAGGAGGUUCCCAUAUUAGGACCUUUGAUGGGAAGAAAUACACCUUCCAUGGAGACUGUUACUAUGUAUUGGCCAAGGAUACUGCAAAUGACAGUUAUGCUCUCCUGGCAGAGCUGGCUCCCUGUGGCUCCACAGACAGGCAGACCUGCUUGAAGACUGUUGUGCUGUUAGUGGAUAACAAAAAAAAUGUGGUGGUUUUCAGAUCCGAUGGCAGUGUGCUACUGAAUGAGAUGACAGUAAAUGUGCCUCAUGUGUCAGCCAGCUUCUCAGUAUUCCAGCCAUCUUCCAACUACCUUGUUGUACAAACACCUUUCGAGCUUCAGGUGCAGAUCCAGCUGCUUCCAGUCAUGCAACUGUUUGUGACUGUGGAUCAAUCAGCUCAAGGAAAAAUUCAAGGUCUUUGUGGAAACUUUAAUGCAAUGGAAGGUGAUGAUUUUAAAACAACCAGUGGGCUGGUAGAAGCUACAGGAUCUACCUUUGCUAACACAUGGAAAGCUCAGUCCAUCUGUACAGACCAGGUGGAAAAGCUGGAAGACCCCUGCAGUCUCAGCAUUGAAAGUGCAAAUUAUGCUGAGCAUUGGUGUUCUUUGCUGAAAAACCCAGAAGGUCCUUUUGCAACAUGUCACUUAGUCAUUGAUCCUUCAGAAUACUAUAAGAAAUGUAAAUAUGACACAUGCCUCUGUGAAGAUAAUGAAGAAUGCUUGUGUGCUGCCCUGUCCUCUUAUUCGAGAGCCUGUGCUUUCAAAGGAAUCAUACUGGAAGGCUGGAGAGACAGUGUCUGCAGUAAUGAAGUGUCUGCCUGUCAAGGAAAUCAAGUCUUCCUUUACAACAUUACAAGGUGCCAGCAAACCUGUCGUUCCCUUGCUGAUGGUGAAAAGUAUUGCUUGCAAGACUUUGCUCCUGUGGAUGGCUGUGGCUGCCCAUCUGAUACAUACCUGGAUAAACAGGAUAACUGUGUGCCCGUCUCUGAGUGCCCAUGUUAUUACAAGGGAUCAUACCUGGAACCUGGGGAAUAUUUUACAAAAGAUGGAGACCGCUGUGUUUGCCGAAAUGCAAAGGUCCAGUGUACUUCAGUGAAAAUAAGAAUGAAAAGUGUAGAAGAAUGUUCUUCUAACAAGACAUUCUUUGACUGCGAUGCAUCCUCAACAUGGACUUCACAAACACCUGUACAACUUAGCUGUCAUACCCCUCAAACAAAUCAUUUCCAGACAGAGUGUGUCUCAGGCUGUGUGUGUCCUGAAGGUCUAUUUGAUGAUGGCAGAGGAGGCUGUGUUGAGGAGAAGGACUGCCCAUGCAUUCAUAACAACGAGUGGUAUUCUUCUGGACAGAAGAUAACAGUGGACUGCAACACCUGUACCUGCCAAAGAGGGGUUUGGAGCUGCACUGCCAAUGCAUGCUUUGGGACUUGUAUGAUAUAUGGAAGUGGCCAUUAUAUCACUUUUGAUGGAAAAUUCUAUGACUUUGAUGGGAAUUGUGAAUAUGUGGCUAUUCAGGAUUUUUGUGGUGACAAAAAUUCCAGCGGCUCAUUCAGCAUCAUCACAGAGAAUGUCCCUUGUGGAACUACAGGAGUCACCUGCUCAAAAGCUAUCAAAAUGUUUCUAGGGAAAACUGAACUGAAAUUGGAGAACAAAGAGUACAAAGAAAUUCAGCGAGAUGUUGGUGAUGAUGUGCUUUAUUGGAACAGGACAGUAGGCCUCUACCUCGUUAUUGAGGCUAGCAAUGGUGUGAUGCUUAUCUGGGAUAAGAAGACUACUGUUUUCAUCAAGCUGAGCCCCGAUUACAAAGGCAAAGUGUGUGGUCUGUGUGGCAACUUCGAUGACAAGUCAAACAAUGACUUUGUAACAAGGAGCGGACUGCAGGAGACCAAUGCUCUGAAGUUUGGGAAUUCCUGGAAACAGUCUCCCAUGUGCCCAGAUGUCACACAAGAGAUUAAGCCUUGUGAUUUGAAACCACAUCGGAAGUCCUGGGCAGAGAAAGAAUGCAGCAUCAUCCUGAGCGAAGUCUUCAAAAUUUGUCACUCCAAGGUGGACCCAGUUCCUUUCUAUGACGCUUGUGUUCAUGAUGCCUGCUCUUGUGACAGUGGUGGAGAUUGUGAGUGCUUCUGUUCUGCAGUUGCUGCUUAUGCCCAAGAAUGUACCAAGGUUGAGGCCUGUGUUUUCUGGAGAACUCCUGAUAUAUGCCCAAUAUUUUGUGACUACUACAACCCUCGCGAUGAGUGUGAGUGGCACUAUGAGCCUUGUGGCAGUAACAUCACAACCUGCAGGAUGAUUAAUAAUGUCAGCACCAACUUUACAGUACCAUACCUGGAAGGCUGCUACCCCAGAUGUCCUAAGGACAAGCCUAUUUAUAAUGAAGAGACGAAAGAAUGUGUGCCUGAAGAUCAGUGCUGGUGUUACAUCGAUGGAAUUCAAGUUCCUCCUGGGCAUGAAAUACCCACAGAAGAAAACUGUACAAUAUGUGUCUGUGGCCCCUCAGGAUCCAUACAAUGUAAACCAGUUCCAGGGUGUCCUUGUGUCAUCAAUGGAACGAGUUAUCAAGUGGGUCAGACUGUGGCACAAGUACAGGAUGGUGACAUAUGUAUAACAUACAUUUGUGCAGAAAAUGGUUCUGUGGUUCCAGAUAAAAUCUACCCUUGUCCAACAUCUUCUUCACCUACAGUCCUUUCAACCUCAUUUCCUACCAGUACUCUUACCACCACAGUUACCACUACAAGCCAUCCAGUGACUACAACUCCAUGCUUUGGAUUAAUCUGUGAUUGGACUGAGUGGUUUGAUGUUAGUAAUCCUGAAAAAGAUGGUGGUGACUAUGAAACAUACGAUGAAAUAAGAAAACAUGGAUACAAAAUAUGUGAAGCUCCUGAAAAAAUUGAAUGCAGGGCAGAGGAUAAACCUGAUGUGAGCUUAGAGGAACUUGGUCAGAAAGUGCAGUGUAAUGUUUCGUAUGGACUAAUAUGUAAAAAUGAGGAGCAAGAUGUAACUAUGUGGCAACUUUGCUACAAUUAUGAAAUCAGGGUAAACUGUUGUGAGUGGCAAGAAAUUCCCUGUGAGAUUACACCUACACCUAGUACACCACAGACUGCAACUUCAACCACCACCAAGACAACAGUACCUCUCACCACUACAUCCAGGAUUCCCACAGAAAUUACCACCUCGCCCACACACAUCGCUUCAACCACAAGUUCAUCGACACCGAGCACGGCAUCCCCUUCAACAAAAUCAACAACCACUCCCACUGAAAGACCAGGGGAGACUUCCACCAGCACUGCCAGCACCACGGUGCCCCCCAUCAGCACCACCAGCAGCAGCACCCCGGGGACAACCACAACUGUUCCUGGAUCAACAACACCCAUCUCUACUACUUCGAGCACAUCCACACCCACACCAACAUACACCACCACUGUACCACCUCCAGGUACUUCUCUGAUUGGGGCUCUUGUAUGUUCCUUUAGCUUGGGAGUAAUGGAGAUCCUUGAACACCUGCAUUUGUGCAUCCAUAUGGGAUCGGGAAUGGGUAUAACUACUGGGUAUCUCCUGAAACAUUCUGUGCCCAAAGCUGGCCUUUGGGCCGGCUGCUUCAGAAGUAUUGAGGAUUCAGGGGUCCUUGGGAUAGAAGGUCUUGGCUUCCCUGAUUGUACAGUGUUUCAAGGAG
Messenger RNA from Corapipo altera (White-ruffed manakin), 4822 nucleotides. RefSeq names its product mucin 2, oligomeric mucus/gel-forming (gene MUC2). The annotation marks the transcript as partial. Lineage: Eukaryota; Metazoa; Chordata; Aves; Passeriformes; Pipridae. Gene Ontology annotation, cellular component: extracellular matrix. Gene Ontology annotation, molecular function: protein binding. The record is from RefSeq and is a predicted model, not a curated record. The transcript is spliced from 31 exons.